Trichogramma pretiosum is the source of this 1655-nucleotide messenger RNA. It is a transcript of the gene Rab6, whose product is annotated as ras-related protein Rab6. Bases 282 to 911 code for a protein of 209 amino acids. Lineage: Eukaryota; Metazoa; Arthropoda; Insecta; Hymenoptera; Trichogrammatidae. Gene Ontology annotation, molecular function: GTP binding; GTPase activity. The transcript is spliced from 6 exons. The record is from RefSeq and is a predicted model, not a curated record.
AGCAAUUGGCAGAGCAGUUCAGCCGCGACGUCGACGUCACCCACACUCUUAUUACUCAUAAGUCUGUUGUGUGUCGGGAGGCCUCUGCUAUAAUUAUUAACCAUAAGGAGACGUUUUUCUUCGAUUACACCGUCGCGUUUGUCCCGUGUUUGGCAUUGACAAGAGACAUCGUCCGGUGGUCGGUUCAGUGACCUCGACGGAGUACAGAUCGCCCAUUGACUGCUGCUGUGUGUGUUCGUGUUUGGAAAAGCGGAGGACGCUCAGGCAGCGCAAGCAUCAUCAUGUCAUCGUCGGGCGACUUCGGCAACCCUCUGAGAAAGUUUAAGCUCGUCUUUCUCGGCGAACAAAGUGUUGGAAAAACAUCGCUCAUAACGAGGUUCAUGUACGACAGUUUUGAUAAUACUUAUCAGGCAACUAUAGGAAUAGACUUUUUAAGUAAAACUAUGUAUUUAGAAGAUAGAACUGUAAGACUGCAACUUUGGGAUACUGCCGGACAAGAACGUUUUCGUUCUUUGAUUCCUAGCUACAUCAGAGAUUCAACUGUUGCUGUUGUUGUUUACGAUAUUACUAAUGCAAAUUCUUUUCAUCAAACAUCAAAAUGGAUUGAUGAUGUGCGAACGGAACGAGGAAGUGAUGUAAUCAUCAUGCUUGUUGGCAAUAAAACAGAUCUUAGUGAUAAGCGCCAAGUCUCCACUGAAGAAGGUGAACGCAAGGCAAAAGAACUGAAUGUAAUGUUUAUUGAAACUAGUGCUAAGGCUGGCUACAAUGUCAAACAGUUAUUCAGGAGAGUAGCAGCUGCCUUACCUGGUAUGGAUUCAACUGAAAAUAAACCUCCAGAAGACAUGCAAGAAGUAGUACUGAAGGAUACACCCAUUGAACUGAAUUCCUCUGAGAGCAAUUGUGCAUGCUAGAAUAAUGCUGCUCCAUGGUUGUUGACGAUUUUUACGAAUAUUAUAUGCGUGACAGGUACUUGUUAUCGUCUCGCGAGAAAAAAAAUGCAAUUUAUAGACUUACGAUAUAUAAGCGGAAUGUUUUUUGAGCUCAAUUAUUAAUAACAAAGAGUUUUUACUGCCAAAAACGCUUUUGUUCAGACAAUCGGUCGUAAUUUUACGUAUAACCACGAUUUUAAGCAUCUCUGUUGAUCAUGUAUGAAUAUUCGAGUCUAUUGUUGCCACGUUCCUCGAAGUAUAUAAUUCUAUUUUCACUGAUAAAGUUGAUUGAUUUUUUUGCAAAUAUUAUGGAUGGUUCUAAAGUUAUUAUCACGCGUUAUAGUUAUAGCAAUAAUAGCAAUAAUUACACAUAUUUUAAAUGAAAUGGUGCAUUUUUCGCGCGGUAUCAGAAUAUUAACUUUUAAGCUAUUGAUAAUUUGACUUCAAUGAGAUUUUCAGAGAGUAAGGGUAUAAAUCAAAAGCGUCAGUGAAUUUUAAAUAGAACUAUCGGUUUUACUGAUGAUUGAGCUUGCGUAAAAAAACUUGACUGUCUAAGGAUAGAAUUACUUAUGAUACUAAAAGCGUUCAACUUAUCGAGAGAGAGAGAAAUAUAUUUAGACGAUUCGAUGCAUCGGCUAAGAGAACAUUAACUAACGAAAUAAAAAAUACUUAUACUUUAAUUUGUAUAUAACGAUCGUGAAAAAAUUGAGAAAUUCUAUAUUUUCU